Messenger RNA from Cyprinus carpio (common carp), 2940 nucleotides. Its product is annotated as C1q-related factor. The record is from RefSeq and is a predicted model, not a curated record. NCBI's taxonomy places the organism in Eukaryota, Metazoa, Chordata, Actinopteri, Cypriniformes, Cyprinidae. Gene Ontology annotation, molecular function: protein binding.
GUGUGUGUGUGGGGGGGUGUUACUCAGUAUAAAACCCUCAGACUGAGAAAACGCCUCUGCAAACAUACCGUCUCUCCUCUAUAUCUGCUUCUCUCUCUCUCUCUCGCGCUGUCCUUCACUCCCAUGCACACACUCACUCACUUCAUCCUCUCUUCCUCUUUGCUGUCUCUGCCAUCCCUCAUUCUCUACAUUACCGAGUGCAACUCUGUCCACCAGACAAUGGGAUCGACUUUUUGGGAGAGCGUGUGAGUGCAUUCGCAUGCAUACACGUGCGUGUGUGAGAGUGCGUAUGCGUGUGAGUGAGAUCAAGCGGAUGUGGGAUCUGUGUGAAAGGCUUUCCUGCCAGCCCACUGGAUCCAGUGAGCCAGCUAAGCAAACCAGGCGUGCACAGAGCUGGGCAAGUGUGUGAGAGUGUGUGCAUGUGGGUCUCUUUCACCCUUACACGCUCCUCCACAAGCUUGGGAUCCUAGGGCUUGGCACCUUUCUCCCAGGACCCCCCUGCACCCUUCUGUCUGUCUCUCUCUCUACGGUCUCCUUUUCUCCAGCAGUCACCAUUUCGGCUCCCGGCAGACCCACGCUGGCUGCCCAGCCACUCCCGCGCCUCAGCCUGGGCAGGAAGACCCUGGUGGCGGCCGCCGUAGGGGUCAUGCUGGUGCUGGUGCUGGUGGUGCUCAUCCCUGUGCUGGUCAGCUCCGUGAGCAAUGACAAUAGCAACUACGAGAUGCUGGGCACCUGUCGAAUGGUUUGCGACCCAUACCAGAACAAGGGCACCAGCACGGGCAUCGCCAGCACUGGCUCUUCUGUGCAGGCCGAGGCCGAGGCUCUGGCCGACCACAGCAACAUGCCUCCACCCUCCACGCUCCUCCAGGGGCCACAGGGGAAGCCGGGCCGGCCAGGCAAACCCGGACCUCCAGGGCCACCAGGGGAGCCAGGGCCCCCGGGUCCGAUGGGGCCCCCGGGGGACCGGGGGGACAGGGGCCGAAACGGGGUUCUGAGUCUGGGCAAUGAUGGAGCUAUCAGCACGGUUACAUACAACACGCACCCACGGGUGGCUUUCUACGCAGGACUGAAGAACCCACACGAAGGCUAUGAGAUCCUCAAGUUCGACGACGUGGUCACCAACCUCGGCAAUAACUAUGAUGGUACUUUGGGCAAGUUCAUCUGCAGCGUGCCAGGCACGUAUUUCUUCAUCUACCAUGUCUUGAUGAGAGGAGGCGACGGAACCAGCAUGUGGGCUGACCUGUGUAAAAAUGGACAGGUGCGAGCCAGUGCGAUAGCUCAAGAUGCUGAUCAGAACUAUGACUACGCCUCAAACAGUGUGAUUCUGCAUCUAGACGCUGGCGAUGAAGUCUACAUCAAACUGGAUGGUGGCAAAGCCCACGGGGGCAACAACAACAAAUAUAGCACCUUCUCUGGCUUCAUUCUUUACGCCGACUGAAUAUGUGAGCACAGAGGAAAAGCAUCUGGAAAGAAAGAAAUAUAGCUAAAGGAAAAAGGAAGUGAAGGAAGGAGCAUUUAUCAUCCCAAGCGCUUUAUUUGACCAGGAUCUCUCCAUUGUUUCAGCACACAUUUUUACAGAAAGAGACUCCGUGGAACAAGGGUUCAGUAGCUUCUCUUCAAAUCACCUUAUUGAUUGAUAAAAGACAAGAUAAUAAAGUGAUAAAAGUGACGUUUUUCUCUUUCGGUGUUGAAAGGGCAUUUUUGUCUUUCUUGUUUUAAGACGCAAAGAGUGACCGGCAGAGAUCUUAAACCUCCUCCUCAUCUGCUUUUCUUCAGUAAAACUCGUUUUGCCCACAGAUAUCUAAUGUUUAAAAGAUCCCUGACAACCUGUGGAAAAAAGAAUGUUACUUUUGAAGGAUAUGUGGAUCUGAUGACAACUGUAUUGAUAUAAUUCUGAAGCUUGGGUCCAAUUUCUCCUUACCUCUACAUUGGAUACAGCACCCCCUGUUGGCUAUUGUUGGUAACUGGUUUCCAUCUCCAUUCUUUUCGUAUGUGUUGUACUCUGUUGGGACUGCAGUAGCUGAUGAGCUUUGUGAAUGAAUGUUAUUCCUUAAAGCACUUGAUACUCAAUUUAGGCAAAUUGAUACUCUGCUACUCCCACUUCCCAUGACUCCUUUCUUCCCUGGUCAAUUAGCACUCGAACUUAAUCUACCUCCUCUCAGUCACCUCCUGCUCCUCCAGAAACAGCAGAUGACUUAUAAGUCUCAACUCUUUUUUAUGAACAAGAUGGCUUAAAUAAUGUUAAUGUAUGCUUUACUAUUACUUAACUAAAGAAUGGUGUAGAAUAUUUUUCUGAAGCUAAAUUUUAAAAUUACAACAACAAAAAAGAAUAGCAUUUGACAAAUAUAAGGUGGCAUUUUAAAUUAUAAAAAACACCUAGCCACAGUAUUACUCAUUUACAACAAUUAUUUCCUUUAUAACUGGAAUAUUAUGGCGAAAUUUACACGAAAAGAAGUGUUUGAUUAAAAAGCACUGAUUUUGAAGAGGGAUGGAGGACGCAUAUCUGGGGAGAGUUGAGGUGCUGUUGAGGGGCUUCACUUGUCACUCAAUCAUUCCUGCUAACAAAUGCAACAACAUGCAGUGAGAAUAUUUACACUAAUAUUUUAUUCCGAUGGGAUGAAUGAAUGUGAGCAAAUGAGGUUUAUUUGUAAGUGUGCACGUGCGUUUGUGAGUGGGAGUGUGGGAGUGUGUGAAUCUGUACCAACACCAGAGCAUGAACUAUAUUUUGUCUUUGCCACAUUAUUGGUUUGAGAAAUGUUCUAUGCUUUAGCCAGUCAAAGAUGUGAUAAAGAGCCAAUGAGAUUGCAUCAGACACGUUUAGCCAAGCCUCUAUGGAGAAGAUAUAAAAUAAACAAUAAAGCUGUAAAUUAAAUAAAUCUAUGCUAUGUUUGUCAGUCCUACUUUAUCUUUUGGAAAUGUUGAAUAAAUUUAAAUAACAAA